Penicillium cinerascens is the source of this 2034-nucleotide messenger RNA. It is a transcript of the gene lcb2, whose product is annotated as putative serine palmitoyltransferase 2. The transcript has a single exon. Gene Ontology annotation, molecular function: serine C-palmitoyltransferase activity; pyridoxal phosphate binding. Bases 1 to 2034 code for a protein of 677 amino acids. NCBI's taxonomy places the organism in Eukaryota, Fungi, Ascomycota, Eurotiomycetes, Eurotiales, Aspergillaceae. The record is from RefSeq and is a predicted model, not a curated record. Gene Ontology annotation, cellular component: serine palmitoyltransferase complex. Gene Ontology annotation, biological process: sphingosine biosynthetic process; ceramide biosynthetic process.
AUGCCUCGUCGGUUUAGCAACAACUCCUCCAACGACACCUCUUCCAACUCCCCGGCCUUUUCGCCCUCUUCGGGAAAGGGCGGUUUCUCCAUAAAGGCACCCUCGGUCAAGUCCCAUCGCCUCUCCCAGUUCUUCUCGGCUUCGCCCAAGUCGAAGGUCGAGCCUCAACCUCCACAGGCGGUACCCCAGUCCACCGGGGCCAACCCCCCUAACGUCUCUCCGCCGAUCAGCUCGGCGUCACUGUCCUUACCGACAAUCUCUCUGUCCACCGCCACGGCUGACAAUCCGAACAUGGACGAAUUGCCAACCACGUUAUUCCAGCCCCCGACUCCCGAGGAGGCCCGUCGGCAAGCCAAGCAACAUGCGCAAUUCGGUCCCAUCGGUCACCCCAGUCACCGGUACUCCAGUCGGCACCCUGGUGGCGUCUUUCCGGAGCCGGUGAUGGACGAGCCGCCGUAUUAUUACUUGCUUACCACCUACAUCAGUUAUCUAAUUCUAAUUGCUUUCGGACAUGUCCGUGAUUUCUUCGGCAAACGGUUCCGUGAAGAGAAUUACCGCCACCUGAAGCCUCGCAACGGCUACGGUGCGCUCAACAGCGACUUCGACAACUUCUACGUCCGUCGUCUCAAGCUGCGUAUCAACGACUGCUUCGAGCGGCCCGUCACCGGCGUUCCCGGCCGAACUAUCACUCUGAUCGACCGGGCUACGGAUGACCACAACCAUCACUUCUACCUGACCGGUACCACCACCGAUACAUUGAACUUGAGCUCCUACAACUACCUCGGAUUCGCUCAGUCUGAAGGCCCCUGUGCCGACCAGGCGGAGGAAUCCGUCCGCAAGUACGGUAUCGCCACUCCCAGCACUCGAGCGGAGACUGGUACGCAAGAUCUCCAUAUCGAGGUUGAGGAUCUGAUUGCCCGGUUCGUGGGCAAGGAGGCGUCAAUGGUCUUCUCGAUGGGUUUCGGCACCAACGCCAGCAUCUUCCCCGCUCUGGUUUCCAAGGGCGAUCUCCUCAUUUCCGAUGAACUGAACCACGCCUCCAUCCGUUUCGGUGCUCGUCUUUCUGGUGCUUCAAUUGCUAUGUUCAAGCACAAUGACAUGAGAGAUCUCGAGCUUAAGCUUCGUGAGGCCAUCUCUCAAGGCCAACCCCGCACUCACCGUCCCUGGAAGAAGAUUCUGGUGGUCGUGGAAGGUCUCUACUCCAUGGAGGGUUCCAUGUGCAACCUUCCCGGUCUUGUGGCACUGAAGCACCGCUACAAGUUCCAUUUGUUCGUCGACGAGGCCCACUCUAUCGGUGCCAUCGGUCCCAAGGGUAGGGGUGUGUGCGACUACUUCAGCAUUGACACCCGGGAGGUGGAUGUCCUAAUGGGUACCCUCACCAAAUCGUUUGGUGCCAACGGUGGAUACAUUGCCGCGGACAAGACCAUGAUUGACAAGCUGCGGGCCACAAACCCGGGUAUUUUCUACGGCGAGGCCCCCGCCCCGGCGAUUCUUACGCAGAUUUCUUGCGCCCUCCGGAUUAUCAACGGCGAGCUCGCUCCUGGUCAGGGCGAGGAGCGACUGCAGCGUCUGGCCUUCAAUUCACGAUACCUUCGUCUCGGUUUGAAGCGUCUUGGCUUUAUAGUAUACGGUCACGAUGAUUCACCAAUCAUUCCUCUCCUUCUUUUCAAUCCGGCUAAGAUGCCCGCAUUCUCCCACGAAAUGCUUCGGCGCAAGAUCUCCGUCGUGGUUGUUGGUUACCCCGCUACUCCUCUGGUUUCGUCUCGCGCCCGUUUCUGCGUGUCGGCCGCCCACACGAAGGAUGAUCUCGACCGGGUUCUGACCGCCUGUGAUGAAAUCGGCAAUGUCCUGCAACUGAAGUUCUCUACCGGUAUUGCUGGUGGUGCUCUGCCCCCGACCGAAGAGAUGGCUCCUCCGCCCGAGAUGGAGAAGGAAUGGCACCGAAAGCGCUCCGACAAUCUCACCCCUCCCCGGUGGCGGAUCGACGAUGUGAUCCGGCGCGGGGUUCAAGAUGUCAAGUCCCCCUUGUAUUAG